This is a messenger RNA of Mangifera indica (mango), 3121 nucleotides long. Its product is annotated as protein phosphatase 2C 29-like. The coding region runs from base 181 to 2556 and encodes 791 amino acids. Gene Ontology annotation, molecular function: protein serine/threonine phosphatase activity. Gene Ontology annotation, biological process: protein dephosphorylation. The transcript is spliced from 4 exons. NCBI's taxonomy places the organism in Eukaryota, Viridiplantae, Streptophyta, Magnoliopsida, Sapindales, Anacardiaceae. The record is from RefSeq and is a predicted model, not a curated record.
GAAAUAUUAAAAAACAAUCUCUUCUCUCUCUGUCCUUUCUGUCUUCGUCUCCUUUUCCUUUUUGUUUAAUUUUCUUUUUUUCAUUUCUUUUCUUUUUCAAACUCUGCCAGAAAAUAACUUACACUUAACUCUUUCAAAAAAUUUUCUCGGCAACCAAACGGAGGGUCUGAAUCAAAUGUGAUGGGAAGUGGACUCUCUUACCUCUUCCCUUGUAUUAAACCGGUUAACCGAACUAACCGGACCGCACACCAACUGGACCACCCCCCUCACCAACCGAACCUGAUCUUCGCUUCGUCUGAGCCGUUGGAUGAGACUCUUGGACACUCCUUCUGCUACGUCCGAUCGUCUAACCGUUUCAUCUCGCCAACUCCUUCCGAUCGCUUUGUCUCUCCUUCACACUCUCUCCGUUUCUCUCCGACCCGUUCCGGACCCGGACAGCGUGGCCCGCUGCCCGAGACGGGGUUUAAGGCCAUUUCGGGAGCUUCGGUUAGUGCUAAUACUUCUACUCCCAGAACUGUCCUCCAACUUGACAAUAUUUAUGACGAUGCUACUGAGACUACGUUUACCGGUGGUUAUGGUGUGAAGAGUAGUAUUGUGAAUGUCAGUGGUUUUGAGAGUACGUCGUCGUUUAGUGCUUUACCUCUCCAGCCAAUGCCACGUGGCGGCGCUUACGACGCAUCCGAGCGGGGCCCUUUCUUUUUGUCUGGCCCGCUGGAGCGCUGGGCAUUGUCGGGCCCACUAGACCCGAACACCGGUUGCUCCGACUCCGGUGGUCAUGUCCAUUUCUCAGCUCCGCUCGGUGGCAUUUACGUGAAAAGGAAGAAGAAGAGGAACAUAUUGGGGAUUUCGGGAAUUCGAAAAGCGUUUUCCGAGAAGAAACGGCCGUGGGUGGUGCCUGUGCUGAAUUUCGUUUCUAGAAAGGAAUGCAACCACAGUCAACAUGACAACAACUUGGAAGAGGAGGCUGCCGACGUGUCCAAAAACGAGAGGGAUAAUGUCAACGUUCAAUGGGCACUGGGUAAGGCCGGUGAAGAUCGUGUGCACGUGGUGGUAUCCGAAGAACAGGGUUGGUUGUUCGUUGGAAUUUAUGAUGGUUUCAAUGGCCCGGAUGCUCCCGAAUUUCUGAUGGGUAAUCUUUAUAGAGCUGUUUAUAAUGAGUUACAAGGUUUGUUCUGGGAUGUUGAGGAGCCAGAUGAUGAAAUCAAGAAUGCUAAAAAUAAUAAUACUCAGGAAACUGAAAUUCAAAUUGACCCAUUGGUUUUAAGUAAUGAAAAUGAAAUGAAAGAUAGAGAGAGAGCUAAAAAAGUGACUUUUGAAUCAGAGGGAGCAGAAAAUAGGAGGAGGAGAUUAUGGGAAUUUUUGGCUGAGGAGGAUCCGGAAGAUGGAUUGGAUCUUUCUGGGUCAGAGAGGUUUGCAUUUUCAGUGGAUGAUGCCAUUAGUGUCAACAAGGAGAGCUCAGCAGCAAGUAGGAGAUGGUUGCUAUUGUCAAGGUUGAAACCAGGGUUGCUGACAAAGCAUAAGGAGGUUGGUUAUGGGAGGAAAUCACUGUUUCCAAGGACGUUUGGAUUGGCGGAGAAAGAGAAGGUUGGAUUAGAUGAGAACAGAGUAGAGGAGAAGGUUGCAAGGAGUGGAAGGAAGCGAAAAGAGGGCCCAGUUGAUCAUGAAUUGGUUUUGGCGGCAAUGUCGCGAGCUCUAGAAUUGACUGAGCUUGCGUACUUGGAUAUGACGGAUAAGGUUCUUGAUACAAAUCCGGAGCUAGCGUUGAUGGGUUCUUGUUUAAUGGUUGUGUUGAUGAGGGAUGAGGAUGUGUAUGUGAUGAAUGUGGGUGAUAGUAGGGCAAUUGUUGCACAGUAUCAGCCAGAAGCAGUUGGAUGUAGUGUGGGGAUGAAAGGGCCUGAGGGCAAUGGGUCAAGUAUGGAGGGUAUAGUUGAGGAAUUGCCAGUGACACAGGAUGAAAGGGGAAGCGAGGUGAGGACAAAUGAGGCUUCUGCUCAACGAAUGAAGUUGACUGCAAUGCAGCUUUCAACUGAUCACAGCACCAGCAUUGAAGAAGAAAUCAUAAGAAUAAAGAAUGAACACCCAGAUGAUAGCCAAUGUAUUGUCAAUGGUAGAGUGAAAGGUCGUCUCAAGGUCACCAGAGCAUUUGGAGCUGGAUUUCUGAAAAAGCCCAAGUUGAAUGAUUCAUUAUUGGAAAUGUUUCGAAAUCAGUAUAUUGGAACUGCUCCAUACAUAUCGUGCACACCUUCUCUUCGUCACCAUAAACUCUGCCCAAGAGAUCAAUUUUUGAUCCUCUCAUCUGAUGGCUUAUAUCAGUAUCUGACCAAUCAGGAAGUGGUUUCAAAUGUUGAGAGUUUCAUGGAGAAGUUUCCAGAUGGUGAUCCUGCACAGCACCUAAUAGAGGAGCUGCUCUUCCAUGCAGCUAAUAAAGCUGGGAUGGAUUUACGUGAGCUACUAGACAUCCCUCAAGGAGAUCGCAGAAAGUAUCAUGAUGAUGUUACUGUUAUGGUGGUUUCACUUGAAGGAAGAAUUUGGAAGUCAUCAGGAAAAUACAUUUGAAAAAUGAGAUCUUCAUGAUGAUUUGGUGGUAAUCAUCUUUUCGAAAGUUUCAAGUCUUGCAUCAAGUUUCCUACAAGUGGUUCGGAAAUUUUGAGAUGCUGAUCCAUUUUCAUCAGUUUGUUAGGUGUUUUUGGGUCUUGCAGCAAAGCAUACAAUUGAUAGGGGAAGUUAAAAUGACAGAGGCAGACUAAUGUUAGGUAGUCAUCAAGAGCUUGAGCAGAUGCCUGAAAAUUCAAUUCAGGAUUAAGAAAAAAUGGGAAGGGUUGUUGGGAAAUGCUCAUUAGGGACAAAAAGGAUAUGAAAUAACUCUUUUUUUUAAAUCUUUUUCUUUUAGACUUUUGCUUUACAUAGAGAUUUGCUUAGAUGGAGGCUCCUAACAUUCCAAGGUGCCUUCCUUUUUUUCUUUUCCAUUCAAGGUAGAAGAUGAAAAGAGAAAAAGAACAGAAAUAACUCGUGGUUUAUUUAUUUAUUUAUUUUUUGGGGGGAGGGGGGUAUAGAUGAGCAUCUGUAAUUUUGAAAGUGGUUUUCCACCAAUGCGGUUUACAAAGUUGGGAUCUCAUUUUCA